Fusarium subglutinans is the source of this 489-nucleotide messenger RNA. Its product is annotated as 6-phosphogluconate dehydrogenase 2. Lineage: Eukaryota; Fungi; Ascomycota; Sordariomycetes; Hypocreales; Nectriaceae. The transcript is spliced from 3 exons. Gene Ontology annotation, molecular function: oxidoreductase activity, acting on the CH-OH group of donors, NAD or NADP as acceptor; NADP binding. The coding region runs from base 1 to 489 and encodes 162 amino acids. The record is from RefSeq and is a predicted model, not a curated record.
AUGGCUCCCCAACUCCUUUGGAUAGGCCUCGGUAACAUGGGCCGUGGAAUGUGCUUGAACCUCGUGCAGAAAGGUUCUCUAGGCAAACCACAUCUAAUCUACAACCGUACUCAAAAGCGAUGCGACGAGUUCGUGACCCAAGUCGGUUCGGCCAAUGCCAAGACGUGUACCUCAUUGAAAGAGGGUGUCGGUUCAUCUGACAUUAUUUUCUCUUGCUUGAGUUCAGACUCCGCUGUAGAGAAUAUAUAUGAAUCCAUGGUUAAAGAGGGCGACGUCCGCGGGAAACUAUUUGUUGAAUGUUCCACCAUUUCGCCGGAGUUAGUUGAUAAGAUCGCGAAACUUAUGAUUGAUCACGGAGCAGAGUUUCACGCGCCUUACACAUAUCUCAAAAUGGCAAUGGAGAAGUCGCCGGGAGAUCAGGUUGAUGUCAGUGCGAUUUACGGUGCCGUUCGUAAGGCGAAUGGGCUCGAGUUUGAGAAUACUCCUUAG